UUUUUUCACACUGGGACGAGCGGUCAGAUCCGAAGGAAGAAGUCGCUGGAACGGAGACCAGCUCCAAAUAAUGUGAAUAAAUCUCCUGCUGAAAGAAACGCACACACAAAGCAUCAGAGCCCUCGGACAUGGAUGUCGUGGACCAGGACGCACUAGGCCGUUGGGACGGGCUCAGCAGCCGUGACGCGGGCUCCCGGGACUCCGCCAUGGAGACCAUCCAGCAGGAGCUGAUGAGGAUUGUGGAGGCCAUCGGGCACGCUCCAGCAUCCCAACCCCGGUCCCCUGCCUCACCGGGGCCACCCUGCAGAGUCCUCAACGGCAUCCUGGCCCACCUCCUCAUGCUGUCCAAGCGCUGCCCCUUCCAGGACAUCCGAGAGAGAUGUGGUUGGCUCCUGCAGACCGUCCAGGACCUGGGAGUGCGGAGCCCAAGGCCUCUGGCUAAUGGACCCAGCAGAUUCAUCCCUGAAAAAGAGAUCCUUCACGUCAGCAAAGGGGAUGACAGGACACAAUCAAUAUUCGAGGACGCCUUCGUGGCCCUGGGUCGCCUUGACAACAUUUCGCUGGUCAUGGGCUUCCAUCCACAAUACCUAGAAGGUUUCCUUAGGACGCAGCACUACCUGCUGCAGAUGGACGGCCCCUUGUCCCUACACUACCGCCACUACAUAGGCAUCAUGGCCGCAGCCCGGCACCAGUGCUCUUACCUGGUGAACCUGCAUGUCAACGACUUCCUGCAGGUGGGGGGGGACCCUAAGUGGCUCAAAGGGCUGGACGGGGCCCCCCAGAAGCUGCAGCACCUCGGGGAGCUCAACAAGAUCCUGGCCCACCGGCCUUGGCUGCUCACCAAGGACCACAUCGAGCAUCUUCUGAAGGCAGAGGAGCACAGCUGGUCGCUGGCGGAGCUGAUCCACGCCGUGGUGCUGCUGACCCACUACCACUCCCUGGCCUCCUUCACCUUUGGCUGCGGCAUCACCCCCGACAUCCACUGUGAGGGCGGCCACACCUUCCGGCCCCCCUCGCUCAGCCAGUACUGCGUCUGCGACAUCGCCAACGGGAAUGGCCACGCCUAUCACCACGACGACCUGCUCGGCAAUGAGGAGGUGUCGGGCGAGGUGGAGGUUCUGAUGGAGAAGAUGAAGCAGCUGCAGGAGUGCCACGAGGAGGAGACCAGCCAGGAGGAGAUGGUGGAGCGCUUUGAGCGGGAGAAGACGGAGAGCAUGCUGGUGGUGACGGCGGAGGACGAGGAGAGCGCGCCCUCCCGGGAUGUGUCCCGCCACUUCGAGGACCCCAGCUACGGCUAUAAGGACUUCUCCCGGCGCGGCGAGCACGUGCCCACCUUCAGGGUGCAGGACUACAGCUGGGAGGACCACGGCUUCUCCCUGGUCAACCGGCUGUACCCGGACGUGGGUCAGAUGCUGGACGAGAAGUUCCAGAUGGCGGCCAGUUUGACCUACAACACCAUGGCGUCUCACAAAGACGUUGACACGUCCAUGCUGCGCAGGGCCAUCUGGAACUACAUCCACUGCAUGUUCGGCAUCAGAUAUGACGAUUAUGAUUACGGGGAGAUAAACCAGCUGUUGGACCGUAGCUUUAAAAUCUACAUCAAGACCAUGGUGUGCAUUCCUGAGAAGACCACAAAAAGAAUGUACGAGAGCUUCUGGAGGCAGUUCCAGCACUCGGAGAAGGUCCAUGUUAACCUGCUUCUAAUGGAAGCGCGCAUGCAGGCGGAACUGCUGUACGCUCUGAGAGCGAUCACCCGCUACAUGACAUGAAGUGCUCUGUGGCAUUUUUAUUGUUGUCCUUUCACUGUUGUUGGUGUUGUUCAUUACGGGACACUUUGAGGAAAAAAACAAAAAAAAAAGACGGAAGGGCGGAAAGAAAAUUCUAAAAAAUGUGAAACUGGAGCAGAAGAGAAGCGGCGGUCUUGUGAACAUGUCUGUCCCGCUGUAUGAAGAGGAUCAGAACAAACGGAUGAAGGACUGACGGAACAUCUACCGCAAUGGUCGUGGCGGUCUCCUCCCUCUCCACCCUGCUCCUCAGACCUCCACCUUGGGGAGCCGCAACUCCUGCCUGCUCCUCUCCCGCAGUGCCAAACCUGGAGAAAGUUUGUGUUGUGGUUGGGGGGGGCUGGGCCAAAUCUCAAAUCAGUAUUUCUCCAUGUGGUGGCCGCCCCCCUCAUCUGGGUCCCCCAUGCGGGAGCAUCAGAGACGGCUCAAGGGCCGCUCCGGCCCCCCCCCCCCCUCCCAGUCUCUGGAUGUGCAGAGCUUUGGUCUGCCCUGCCGUUAACAUAGUCACUGUGUAGUUUCAUUGAAUAUCUUUGUAUUUUGUUUAUUAUUAUCAAUAGAAGUUGAAUGUUGACGAUGUCUUGUUGUUGUUUCACGGUGUGGUUGGCUGUUUUUUUUUUUGUUUCCGUGGCGACUGGCGAGAAUGGAAGCAUACCUGUCAGGUGAUAUCAACUGUGUGCCUGAGCUACCCUGGUGCAGCCGCGCUGGUGCUAAUGCUCUCAUGUAUUCACACAGAGUCAUAUUGACUCCUCGCCCUACCCCAAAAAUGUGACCCACCGCCUCUUCCCCUUUCUCUCUCAAUAAGACCUCCCCUCCAGAGCUAACCUAACCAGCCAUCCCCAUCCCCGAACAACUGUCUACGUAAGCUAAUCUUAAGGAUUGUGAAAAGCAAAGAAGUUGCGGAGAGAAAUAUAGUACACUGUUUUGGGCUCUAUUCAAUGAGAUGUAUGUAUGCUAAGUGUGUGUGUGGUUAAGUCUGUGUGUUGUGACCGCCUUCUAGGAGCACGGCCGUACAAGUGAGAAAGUGUUCAGAAGAAUAUAUCAGAAGAAAUCUUGAAUUUCAAGUUACUUUUUUUUUUUUUUUAUAUAUAUAGCGAGGCACUUUGAAGGAAUGUCACUUCUCGGCUUCUGCUGUAGCUAUGUUAUCGUGAGGUGACUGUUAAAUGGUAUGUUAUCUUUCAAGAUAAAAGAAAAAGAGGAAAUAAGACCAGUUACUCAUAAAGAAAGGAGGUUUGCUAAAGCCAAGUCUUCCAGGAGGGAUUUGCUCCCGGUUGUCCCAAGAACCGUCUUGUCUUCCGCUCAUACCUGUCCGGUCACCCCCUUAACAACUUUUUGAAGCUUUAGAUUGUGAAUUUAUACCCAAAAAAUAAAUACCUCGUGUUAAAAACAUGUAAAGAAGUGCUCUUUGGCGAGUAGAACGACUUAUCGGGGGCUUUUAACUACUCUAGUUGGUCUGGAAACAAAAACUUCCCAUUAGCAGAAGGUUGUAGCAAAGCUUGUUUAACCUAACCAGUGAAAACAAGUUUUUAUUUGAAUUUUUAGUUAUAUCAUUUUUUACCGGAGGCACCGACUCCAAUGUUGUUGUUUACUAAAUGCAUUCUACUAAAGGUUGUGUUCUUGAGGCAUGAUGAAAGGAACAACUUGGGAGUUGAAUGUUUGCUUAAUAUCAUCGUGAUGGUGGUUCUUAAGAGGAAAUGGAGGUUUUUAUCAAACCCUGACUGAUGUCAGUUACUGACACCUUUUUAUACGAAAAAAAAUGUAAUAAAAAAAUCUAACCUUAUUAAUCAUCAUUUGUAAUUUUCUAAUAUACGUUCUGUGUUUUA
Gadus morhua (Atlantic cod) is the source of this 3604-nucleotide messenger RNA. It is a transcript of the gene sesn1, whose product is annotated as sestrin 1. Gene Ontology annotation, cellular component: nucleus. The record is from RefSeq and is a predicted model, not a curated record. Gene Ontology annotation, molecular function: L-leucine binding; oxidoreductase activity, acting on peroxide as acceptor. NCBI's taxonomy places the organism in Eukaryota, Metazoa, Chordata, Actinopteri, Gadiformes, Gadidae. Gene Ontology annotation, biological process: cellular response to L-leucine; negative regulation of TORC1 signaling; cellular response to leucine starvation. The coding region runs from base 129 to 1769 and encodes 546 amino acids. The transcript has 10 exons.